Molecule: messenger RNA, 1401 nt
Organism: Cladocopium goreaui
Lineage: Eukaryota; Dinophyceae; Suessiales; Symbiodiniaceae
Source: the annotation of a GenBank genome assembly
AUGUCGUCGAUUUACUUCGACAAUGAUUUGGCCCUGAACGACUAUGCCAAUGUCACGUGCAUAGCGUGGAGUAAGGGCGAGGAGCAGCCUCUGUUGGCGGUGGCGGAUGGCUGCACCUUGCGGAUCUUUCGAGAGGGCGAAGAGUUGCUGGACUACAACCAGGAACGCCAGGGUCUGCCCUGCACGGCACUGGCGUGGCAUCCCACCUCCAAGGUCAUCGCCGCGGGCUGGGAGGACGGCGCUGUGACCUUCACGGGCCCUGGGGCCGUCAAUGCGCGCGACGACCGAGAGGUGCACCGAGAUGCCAGGAUCUUGAGCAUCGUUUUCAACCCAAACGGCACCCGCUGCGUCACCACGGACAACAAUGGUGUGGUGGGGGUCUGGAAGACGGAUCAACGAGGGCUCUGCAAUCAGAUGUGCCACUACCGAAAGUCGGGGGCUCAUGACAAGGUGAUUUUUCGUACAGCCACUCCGACGGGAGAGCCAAACCUGGAGAAUCCGCCCUUCUUUUUCGGAGGCGAGCAGGGCAUCAUUUACUUGGCGGACGACUUCGGGCUGUGUUCGGAACGCUACAAGAUCGGCUCGCCCUUGUUGUUGUUAGAGUACUACCGAGAAAAAGAUGUGGUGGUCCUGGUGACGAAAAGCGUCAUCUUGGUCCAGUUUUCAUUGUCCGCAGAUGGCAAAGUCACCAAUGAGUCCAAGUUGAAAUUGUCCUGUGGUCCAACGCCCGAAAAACUGCAGGGCUGCUGGGCAGGUCCUGGGCUCUUAGCCACCUGCAGCCAUGAAAGCAUCCUGAGAAUUUGGAAUCUGGCGGAUGAUGAGAACUACAUCCUGAGUUUGCAGGGCAUCGACGAGAGGAACAGCCUCAGUGGGGACAAAGUCACCUCGGUGGAUUACAACCCGCGAAAGCAGGUGCUGGCGUGCGGCACGCGCGGCGGGCGCAUGGUGCAGUGGCGCUCCAGUACGCUCUCAGGCGUGCCCAAGUCGGAAUCCAACUGGCAAGUGCUGCCAGUGGUGAGCGUCGGCGAAUGCGCGGUGGACAAACUCACCUGGGGUCCCGGUGAAGGUUUGAUUCACGCCAGGACGGAGCGUUCCAGUGUGAUCUUAAGCGAAGCGCAGCUGAACACCGCCGUCCAGGCUCCCCUGAUGGCCGUCCAAAGCUCACCCAUGGAAAUCAUCGUGUACCACACGGAGCGGCAGGUGCAUCUCACGGUGACUGCCAACUACCGAGUGAAAGGCCUCGGUGUUGGUCCAAGCACUGUCCUUUUGGGCAGACGAUCAUUCAUCAGUCAGAGUGCAUUGGCUGAAGUUCUCACGGCAGUUCGAGAGAGCGGCGAGCUCAGACAAGCAGCGCUGGUCUACUGUGAAGCGUUGCCGUAUAUUGGCUGCUCAAUACCCUAG